CUUGUUCGAUCGAUAGAUCUGCGAUGUCAUAAGCUGAUCUCUGUGAAUCCGAAUGUAUGUACUUUUUUCGAGAUUGGUGUGUGAAAAGACCAGGAAUUGUGGUCACGAAUUGUAGUGAAACGACUGUGCUUCGUACGCAUAAUGAAGAUUACCUCUUGAAUCACACAUGUUCAGGACAUCAUCUGGAUGCGUGAUUUGCCUUAUUUGGACUCACCUUGCGAGUAGCUUCACUGUAGAGUGGUCUGGGUAAAGAAUAGUUUCUGCAAACUUUUGUGUCGUUGAGAUUUAGAAUCUUGUUCACCGGAGGUGUAAGCUUUGUCUACCACAGGAGAGUGACGAGCAAGUUUCAAACGUUCGCAACCAUGUCCUCUGAAAUCAACGAAUCAGCUGCAAAGAAUCCGGGGCUAUGUGAAUCCCCUGAUGAAGCAACCAAAGGAUAUUUCAUUCAGCAAACUAUGUACCGAAUUAAAGACCCCAAAGUAAGCUUAGAUUUCUACACCCGCAUAUUGGGAAUGACGCUCCUAAAGAGGUUGGACUUUCCAGAAAUGAAGUUCAGUUUAUAUUUCGUGGGAUACGAGGAUCCCGCUAGUAUACCCACCGAUCCUGCUGAGCGGAUGGCUUACACUUUUGUUCUUGAGCUUACACACAACUGGGGCACUGAAUCAGACGAGAAUUUCAAAGGACAUCACAAUGGCAAUAGCGAGCCUCGUGGCUACGGGCAUAUUGGGAUUACUGUCGAUGACACCUACAAGGCAUGUGAAAGGUUCGAAAAGAUGGGCGUGAAGUUUGUUAAGAAGCCCGAUGAUGGAAAAAUGAAAGGAGUGGCUUUUAUCCAAGACCCAGAUGGUUACUGGAUUGAAAUUUUUGACCUCAAGUUAAUGAAGUCGUCUUUUUCCUGAUAGAUGCAUGACAUGAUCCAGCACUGAAUGUGUGGCCGCAGAUCGGGACAGGAUGUUAUUCAAAUAUCGUGCAGUCAUGCAUCGAACCCUGAAUACUCGAGUUUAAUUGUCUGCGUACUGUCUGGUCUACUUUUUUUGCGUUGUGGAACUAUAAAUAGAUGGUAGAAAAUUAGUUGUUCCAGUAAACCAGCUAAUGUGUGGUAACUAUGGGUUUGUAUGUAUAAUUGCGGUAUUAUACCCGUGGUAUUAUACCACUGUAUUAUACAGCACUCUCAAACCAUACCUUGUAUAAUUGUAUAAUGAAAGUCUCAAACCAUACCUUGUAUAAUUGUAUAAUAAAAAGUCUGACACGAGUCCGAAUGAGACCGUUGCGGAGGCCAAA
This is a messenger RNA of Marchantia polymorpha subsp. ruderalis, 1281 nucleotides long. The record is from the annotation of a GenBank genome assembly. Lineage: Eukaryota; Viridiplantae; Streptophyta; Marchantiopsida; Marchantiales; Marchantiaceae.